Benincasa hispida (wax gourd) is the source of this 1528-nucleotide messenger RNA. Its product is annotated as putative jasmonic acid carboxyl methyltransferase 2. Lineage: Eukaryota; Viridiplantae; Streptophyta; Magnoliopsida; Cucurbitales; Cucurbitaceae. Gene Ontology annotation, molecular function: methyltransferase activity. The record is from RefSeq and is a predicted model, not a curated record.
CAACUAAAUCAGAACCACAAUAAGUUUUCCGUGUCAAAAAUUAUGUUCGUCGGUGCCGGUCGGAUGCCACUUAUCAAUUGCCCAAUUUUCAUCCACACAACACACACCAACAUAAUAAUUUCGAAUCUGUGUUUCACGUUUCCUUUCUCUUCAAGCCUAUAUAUAUCCUCAUAAAUCCCCUCCAUUUUCUUCACGAACCAAUUCAUCUUGGGAGCAAAAAUAAAAAAUAAAAAAUGGAAUUCGCACAAAUCCUCUGCAUGAACAAAGGAGGUGGGGAAACGAGCUACGCUCAAAACUCAUCUCUUCAAAGCAAAAUAAUAUCCGAUUCAAAGCGAAUCACUGAAGAAGCAGUUGAGGCCAUCAUAAGCACUUCCAAUAAUACAAGCGAUUCGCCUCAAAGCAUUUCCAUUGCGGAUUUGGGCUGCUCAUCUGGGCCCAACACAUUGCUUCUAGUCUCCGACACUCUCAACCUUCUUUACACCAAAUGCAAACGCCUUGGCUACCCGCUGCCCGAAGUUCAGGUUUUCUUGAACGACCUCUUCAGCAACGACUUCAACUACAUAUUCGGGUCACUGCCCGAUUUCCACCUCCGGCUCGUGGCCGAAAACGGAGGAGAAGUCGGGCCUUGUUUUAUCUCCGGCGUGCCGGGUUCUUUCUAUGGAAGGUUGUUUCCUAAAAGCAGCUUGAAUUUUGUGCAUUCUUCUUCCAGCCUUCAUUGGCUGUCCAAGGUUCCAGAAGGAUUGGAAGGGGAAGGGAAAAGGAGGAUGAAUAAAGGGAAGCUUUAUAUUUCUUCGACGAGUCCGAGGAGUGUGUUGGAGGCUUAUACUACACAGUUUAGGAAUGAUUUUAGGAAGUUCAUAAAAUCGCGAUCUGAAGAAAUGGUUAGUGGAGGGCGUAUGGUUAUAUCUCUUAUGGGGAGGAAAUCGAUGGAUCCUACAACUGCAGAUAGCUGUUAUCACUGGGAGCUCUUAGCUCAGGCUUUAACUUCCUUGGCUUCUCAGGGUUUGGUUGAAGAGGAAAAAAUAGACUCAUUUAACGCACCGUAUUAUGCGCCAUGCAUGGAGGAAGUGAAGAAAGAGACAGAGAAGGAAGGUUGGUUCGUCAUAGAUCGGUUCGAAGAGUUCGGGGUGGAAUGGGAUGGGUUCACCGGCGAGGCUGAGAAUGGUCUCAAAAUUCUAUCGAGAGGUCAACGAGUGGCAAAGACAAUAAGGGCAGUGGUUGAAACCAUGUUGGUGUCUCAUUUUGGUGGCCAUAUUAUGGAUGUUUUGUUUGAGCGUUAUGGGAACAUUGUUCAACAUUACUUGUCUAACCAUAGAACUAAGUACACCAAUUUGGUUGUUUCUUUUGUCAAGAAAUGAAAUAAUAUCUAUAAUUGUUAUUUAGCUUUUCUUGGGAAAAAAGAAUAAGGUCCAAAAAUAGCAAAAUCAAUCAUAAUUAUGUUUCUCAUUUCUCUGGUUCAUGUAAACCAAAAGUUCAUUAUUUGUAUUUUGUUCUUUUGCUAUCGUUAGAAGACUUUCUUCCACAAACA